AUGGUCUUGAGACCUCUAAUCAUCAGCCAAGAGUCGAACGGAGCGAGACCUGAUCCGGUAGCAUUAAUAACAAAGAAUAAUUUCUUGGCCAACACCUCACUGUUGGUAGCAAGAACACCAGCCAUGACGUCGUGGUGGCCGUUCAUUCAUCAUGGUGUUGUCAAAGACAACCACACACUCUGGGUUUUGCUUGUGAGCGUAGUCGGCGAUAGCUUUCAAGUCACAGAUCUUGAUGAGUGGGUUGGUUGGCGACUCCAAGAACACCAUUUUGGUGGUCUUAGUGAUCUUGGAGGUGAUCAGCUCCAAGUUGGUGGUGUCGUAGUGACCAACCUUGACACCGUUGACCGUCUUGAUAUAGGUCAAAAGUCUAUCAGUUCCUCCGUACAAGUCAUCUCCGGCAACAACUUCAUCGCCUGGAGCCAGCGAGCGGACAAUGACGUCCAAGGCAGCCAUACCGGAGUUGACAGCGUACACGAACUUGGCUUUCAUGACUUUGGAAAGGUGCUGCUGCAGAGUGGCUCUAGUUGGAUUUCCAGACCGGGUAUAGUCAAAUUCGCCCAUAUCGUCGAACGAGUUUGGCUUGAAAGUGGCCGACAGGUACACAGGAGCAACAGAUGCGUUGUUGCCAUCCUUGUGGGAGACAUGGACAAGUUCUGUUUCUAG
Messenger RNA from Ogataea philodendri, 663 nucleotides. RefSeq lists its product as uncharacterized. The record is from RefSeq and is a predicted model, not a curated record. The transcript has 2 exons. Lineage: Eukaryota; Fungi; Ascomycota; Pichiomycetes; Pichiales; Pichiaceae. The coding region runs from base 1 to 663 and encodes 220 amino acids.